Baudoinia panamericana UAMH 10762 is the source of this 2839-nucleotide messenger RNA. RefSeq lists its product as uncharacterized. Bases 358 to 2514 code for a protein of 718 amino acids. Lineage: Eukaryota; Fungi; Ascomycota; Dothideomycetes; Mycosphaerellales; Teratosphaeriaceae. The transcript has 4 exons. The record is from RefSeq and is a predicted model, not a curated record. Gene Ontology annotation, cellular component: nucleus; mitochondrial outer membrane; cytosol.
GCUCGAUGUUGUAACAGUAGAAAGACACUACAGGCCAUGAUGAGCCAUGACUAUCAAUAUCUCAACUGUCAUCAUGGCUUGCUACAAGGGCAACCAAGGUUUCUACUGCAAUGCAUAAUGACGUGCAUACUUCCCAAAGUGUGCCCAGGUCUACGGGCAUCCUUCCGGACGGAAGCGCUUCCUGUCAUGACCCGAAGUCCGUGUCGAGUACGCGUAGGAGCAGUUACUAGCGGUUGCUGUGAACCAUGGCCGCCCUUGUGGUUUUGCUACUCCGGCGCUGCGCUCCUUUUUGACAGCAGGCCAACUUGAGCUACGUUCUGCUGCCUCUUUAGCAUUCGUUUCGUCGGCAUCGCUACGAUGAAGAGAGCUCUUGGUUUCCUCAGCUCGAAGGCUGGCGUCGGCGCCAGUAAGUCAUUGACGGCUCUAGACGAGCCGCAAGCAUUGCAGGAUGCAAUGGGCGCUGCCGCCCAUAUCAUGAACGAUGAGGUAGAGCUGGCUGAGGCGGAGCUCAGCAAGGGUACAUCACCCUUCCACAAGCUAGGCCUUGCCACCGCACUAUUUCUGCGUGCUACGCUAGGCUUUGAGAAGGAGAUCAUGGAGCAAGCAUCGACAAAGCUAGCUGAGGCGGAGGAGGCGGCGUCGGAGCAUCAACGGCGAGCAACCAGAGAUGCGUCAACAGCCCACCAAAGCAAGAUAUACCCUGCUGGGUCAGAGUACGCACUGUGCCAUGCCGAGGCUCAGCUUAUGAGUGCCGUCGUGGGCGUCCUGAACGAGAGCUUUACUGAGAGUCUGAGGGGCUUUUACAAGCUACGGCGGGCGUUCACAACGUUGUACGAGAUUAGCGAAGCGGAGAAGAGGUAUCUCAGGGCUCAUGGGAUAGGCGGCAUUCCAUCCGCCUCUACGUCCAGCAGUGCGGCGACAAACGGCAGCGUCAGCGGUCCCAGCGAAAUGUCAUCAGCUGAAAGCUCUGGGGUCCUGACUCCAGCCUCGGUCGCUCUUGGGGAAGCGCAGCAAGACGUUGAGAAGCACGGCGUGCACGGUGGGAGCUUGCGAGAUGAGGAUGAUUUAGACGAUCUAGAUGAUGCCGAGCUGCAAAAGCUGAGCGAUCUAAGCCUCGAGGACACCAUCACAAAGAAGCUGAACGACAGGCUUCCGAACGCACAGCAGCCUCCAAGCACCACGGUGGACUCCAGCUCUUCCGCAUCCCAAGCGGAGCAUGACCUUGAUAUUCGAACUAUCACUGACGAUCCUAUCGACCUGUUCAUACAUGCUGGCACAUCACUCUGCUUCGGUCUACUCCAGCUCCUUCUUUCAAUGGUCCCACCCGCAUUCUCUAGACUGCUCUCAAUCUUCUCUUUCCGAGGAGAUCGAGAGACGGGGAUGCGCAUGCUGUGGUCAGCAACCAAGUUCAAGCACAACAUCAACGGCGCGAUGGCUGGGCUGAUCACACUGGGCUUCCAUAAUGGCGCGAUUGCUUUCUGCGACAUCCUGCGAAAUGACGCACUCCCUGAAGUGCGCUUGAGAGCACUGCUUCGCGACAUGCGACAACUUUACCCGAAGUCUAAGCUGUGGCUCUUGGAAGAAUCAAGGAUGCUCGCCAGAGACCACAAUCUACAAGGAGCUGUAGACCUGACGGGCGAGGGCGCCGAGUCGGAGUUGAAGCAGGUCAACGCCCUCCGAGUCUUCGAAAGAGCACUGAAUUGCAUGUACCUUCACAAGUACGAGGAAAGUGCGGUGCAGUUCAUCGACUGCGUCAGCAAAAAUUCUUGGUCCCAUGCGCUCUAUUACUACAUUGCCGGAUCGUGCUAUGUGGAGCUCUAUCGGCUAGCAAAGCCGGGAGCACCACAGAAAGCGGCGGAAUAUGGUGCCAAAGCAGACGAGUACUUACACAAAGUGCCCGAACAUACCGGAAAGAAGCGUCUGAUGGCGCGUCAGUUGCCAUUCGACAUCUUCGUCAGCCGCAAGAUCACGAAGUGGGAUCAUCGAGCCAAAGUUCGAAAGUGCGAUUUUGUGGAUGCGGUCGGUGUCAGUCCGGUUGAGGAGAUGGCGUACUUCUGGUCCGGCUAUGGCCGCAUGGACGAACAGCAGCUCCAGGACUCACUGAGGCGACUCGCAUGGUGUGAAGACAGAGAGCUGAAUCCACACUGGGAGCAAGAAGGUGCGGAUGAGAAGGCCGUUUUGAGCCUGCUAAGAGGGACCAUCUUGCGCUUCCUCGGUCAGACUUACGAAGCGAAAAAGGUGUUGACAGAAGGCGUGCUCUGCCACGAACUGGUCUCGAUAAAAGCUUGCGAUCAUCCGGAUACAUGGCCUUUGCCCGUUGCGCAUUACGAAAUUGCCGUAUGUGACUGGGUGGAGGCCGGAGGCCAAGACGGCGACAAGGCUACAUUGCAGCAAUGCAGCGAGCAGCUGGCCAAGGUCGAGACUUGGGAAUCGUAUGAACUCGAGACCCGCAUUGGGCUUAAGGUCAGAACAGCCCGGGAGACGCUCAGACGAUGCGGGAUUGCCAACCCCUAGAGUAGGUUGCCUAGACUGUACGCAGACGGCACCCAAGAAGGGCUUGGAGAGGUGAUACCGGCAACCAAGGCCUGAUGGUCAAUACUGCAGCUGCCGAAGCCACUGCGUGCUAAACUGGAGCGAAAGCUGUAUGAGCUUUGCGGUGCCAACAAAGUCAGUGUUGAGACGUCAGAGCUAGACCUCUGCAUGAGCUAGGAUGAAUCAUACAAGACGGCCUGCGCAACAAGCUCCUCUCAACAACCGAACCCUAUAGAUACCUCAUUGACAUAGCCGGUCUCUGGGAAGGCACAGCGCUCCCAGUAACAAUUCACAGAUCUUGGCCUUC